AUGGCGGCGGCGGGAACCGGACCGGGACCUGGAGUGGAUGCAGGACCCGGCCCAGCAGCGGCAGCAAAUGCAACAGUGGCAGAAGAAGGGGAGACAAAACCGGUGGUAGCGGUGGCAACUGCCCCGGCUGGAGAGGGAACAUCUGUUGCUCCAGCAGCAGAACCCGGUUCUGGAGAGGCAGAAAGUGGGGAUGCAAAUUCAGUUGAUGUAGGUGGUGGUUUGGAGACUGAAUCUUCUAAUGGAAAAGAUACACUAGAAGGUGCUGGGGACACUUCAGAGGUGAUGGAUACUCAGGCGGGCUCCGUGGAUGAAGAGAAUGGCCGACAGUUAGGAGAGGUAGAGCUGCAGUGUGGCAUAUGUACAAAAUGGUUCACAGCGGACACCUUUGGCAUAGAUACCUCAUCCUGUCUGCCUUUCAUGACCAACUACAGUUUUCAUUGCAACGUGUGCCAUCAUAGUGGGAAUACCUAUUUCCUCCGGAAGCAAGCAAACUUGAAAGAAAUGUGCCUUAGUGCUUUGGCCAACCUAACUUGGCAGUCUCGAACACAAGAUGAACAUCCAAAAACCAUGUUCUCCAAAGAUAAGGAUAUCAUACCGUUUAUUGAUAAAUACUGGGAGUGCAUGACGACCAGACAGAGACCUGGGAAAAUGACCUGGCCAAAUAAUAUUGUUAAAACAAUGAGUAAAGAAAGAGAUGUAUUCUUAGUAAAGGAACAUCCUGAUCCCGGGAGUAAGGACCCAGAAGAAGAUUACCCCAAAUUUGGACUUUUGGAUCAGGAUCUUAGUAACAUUGGUCCUGCUUAUGACAACCAAAAACAAAGCAGCGCUGUGUCUACAAGCGGGAAUCUAAAUGGGGGAAUUGCAGCAGGAAGCAGUGGAAAAGGAAGAGGAGCGAAGCGCAAGCAGCAAGAUGGAGGGACCGCGGGGACCACCAAGAAGGCCCGGAGUGAUCCUUUGUUUUCUGCUCAGCGCCUUCCCCCUCAUGGCUACCCCUUGGAACACCCGUUUAACAAAGACGGCUAUCGGUAUAUUCUAGCUGAGCCUGAUCCCCAUGCCCCUGACCCUGAGAAACUUGAACUUGACUGCUGGGCAGGAAAACCUAUUCCUGGAGACCUCUACAGAGCCUGCUUAUAUGAACGGGUUUUGUUAGCCCUACAUGAUCGAGCUCCCCAGUUAAAGAUCUCUGAUGACCGGCUGACUGUGGUUGGAGAGAAGGGCUACUCCAUGGUCCGGGCUUCUCAUGGGGUACGGAAGGGUGCCUGGUACUUUGAAAUCACAGUGGAUGAGAUGCCGCCUGACACUGCUGCCAGACUGGGUUGGUCCCAGCCCUUAGGUAACCUCCAAGCUCCCUUAGGUUAUGAUAAAUUUAGCUAUUCGUGGAGGAGCAAAAAGGGAACCAAGUUCCACCAGUCAAUUGGCAAACACUACUCUUCUGGCUAUGGACAGGGAGACGUCCUGGGAUUCUAUAUCAAUCUUCCUGAAGAUACAGAGACAGCCAAGUCACUGCCCGAUACUUAUAAAGAUAAGGCUUUGAUAAAGUUCAAGAGUUAUUUGUAUUUUGAGGAAAAAGACUUUGUGGAUAAAGCAGAGAAGAGCCUAAAGCAGACCCCCCAUAGUGAGAUAAUAUUUUAUAAAAAUGGUGUCAAUCAAGGUGUGGCCUACAAAGAUAUUUUUGAAGGGGUUUACUUUCCGGCCAUCUCACUGUAUAAGAGUUGCACGGUUUCCAUUAACUUUGGACCGUGCUUCAAGUAUCCUCCAAAGGAUCUCACUUACCGCCCUAUGAGUGACAUGGGCUGGGGCGCUGUGGUAGAACAUACUCUGGCUGAUGUCUUAUAUCAUGUGGAAACAGAAGUGGAUGGGAGGCGGAGUCCUCCAUGGGAACCGUGA
Puma concolor (puma) is the source of this 1887-nucleotide messenger RNA. RefSeq names its product ASH2 like, histone lysine methyltransferase complex subunit (gene ASH2L). The record is from RefSeq and is a predicted model, not a curated record. Gene Ontology annotation, molecular function: protein binding; transcription cis-regulatory region binding. Lineage: Eukaryota; Metazoa; Chordata; Mammalia; Carnivora; Felidae. Gene Ontology annotation, cellular component: Set1C/COMPASS complex.